CCAAUUCAGACGCAGCAGGUACCUUCUUUAAAAAAUUGGACUUUUCAAGUAAUUUUUGGAAGCCCUUGUACGUGUUCAUUCAACCAUUCCUGAAUUCAGGAGACUCACGAGCUUAUGAAUGAGAUCAUUUCACCAAACAUUUCCGACACACAGCCAAAUACCCGAGCUCGCAGAAAUCUUUUAACAGAGCAAAAUAAGGAUGUAGAAAGCAGAGUUCAAAAUCCCUUUGAGAUCGGAGCAAAUGUGGAGAUUUCAUCACAAGAUGACAAUACUUGUCAUAAAUGGUAUCCAGGAAAUGUGUUGGCAACAUAUUUGGUUGAUGGGGUUGAGAUGGUGAAAGUUGAGUACUUCGUCCCGUCUCUGGACGAAAAGAAGAGGAAAAGGAGUGUUGAGACACGUGUAUCAAUUGACAGAAUACGUCCUCAACCACCACCUGAGAGAUCUGGAGCGAAGAAAAGUUAUGAGCUAAUGCAGGACGUGGAGGCGUUCGACAAUGGUGCCUGGUGCGCUGGAAAAGUUAAAGUCAUUUUGUUUGAUGGCUCGUGUUUUGUCUCUUUGAACAAUUCUAAAGAACAAAUUUACUUCCACCAUUCUGAGAUGCGAAAACCAAGAAAAUGGGUAGAUGGUGUUUGGGAGAUGACAAAAAAGAUGGAAGAAGAGCAGACGCAGAGUGUGAAUCCAAGUGAAGGAGAUGGUGAUAAAAAGGUAUGAAAUAUUUAUACAUCAUACUAGGAAUUAAGAUAUAAAUGUAUCUGAAUUUUUGUCAUUCAAAAAGGGGAAGGCGAAGGCUGUCGCUUGUAAGAAAAAUGAAGCAGCUGGUCCAUCAGAAGAUGGU
Molecule: messenger RNA, 835 nt
Organism: Brassica napus (rape)
Lineage: Eukaryota; Viridiplantae; Streptophyta; Magnoliopsida; Brassicales; Brassicaceae
Product: DUF724 domain-containing protein 2-like
Exons: 3
Coding region: 115-711 (198 amino acids)
Source: RefSeq, a predicted model, not a curated record